AAUAGUGGACGAGGAAGAUAAAAGUCUGGCCAUGGCAUUCAUACCGUACCCGUUGGUGUAUGGGUGGGUAACUAACACGGCGUGCGAGGUAUGGGAGACCAAGUGCGGCAAAACGGGUAAUUGUCUGGUGUAUGACGUGGAUAAGUUUCGCUAUAGACUGAUCGGGUUAACUCUGGGCUUGUAUUUCGUGGCCUCAAUAUUCGACAUAAUAGUGGUAUUCCUAUCGCAUAGAAUCAAAAACCUAUACAACGAUGACGAGGAUGAGACAGACCAUCAUAUUAACAAACUAUCAAAUGAUCACAAGAAAUAAUUUUUGUUUAUAAAUUAAAAUAGUUUUAGGUAAUUGGGAU
Messenger RNA from Oppiella nova, 350 nucleotides. Lineage: Eukaryota; Metazoa; Arthropoda; Arachnida; Sarcoptiformes; Oppiidae. The record is from the annotation of a GenBank genome assembly.